GUUCACUGCGCGUUCAUGGCGUUCCACUCGCGCUCGACGCGCUCCACAGCUGCGACUGACGUAUUUGGACAAAAAAAUGAAUGCCCUGUGAAACUUCGUCUCCCGAAUGUGAUGUCUGCAGACGCCGUGGGUGUUUCCCCGCUCAUUCCUCCGGUAUAAGUAACGUGAAAGCACGCCGGUGGAUUGGCGCUGCGAAUUUUGGCGACAUUGUCACGGAACAUACGAGCAAAAGCGGUUUGUUUUCAUUUCAUGACCGAAAACUGACCGUUCGCCAAGUUGGUAACGGCUGCGGAUCUUUAACAGUGGGGAGAAAUGGGCACUUUACGCGAUCUCCAGUACGCGUUACAGGAGAAGAUUGAAGAAUUGAGACAGAGAGACGCGCUUAUUGAUGAACUGGAGUUGGAGCUGGAUCAGAAAGACGAACUCAUCCAGAAGCUUCAGAAUGAGUUAGACAAAUACCGAUCAGUUAUAAGACCGGCAACGCAACAAGUCCACAAGCAGAGUGUCCUUCAAGAGCACCAGAGGACCAAGAGACAGGCGAUCUCAGCCGAACCUACAGCCUUUGAUAUUCACGAACUCAGUCAUGUCACCCUGCCUUUCUAUCCAAAGAGCCCACAGUCUAAAGAACUAAUCAAAGAGGCCAUUCUUGAAAAUGACUUCAUGAAGAACCUGGAGCUGUCUCAGAUUCAGGAGAUUGUGGACUGCAUGUACCCUGUGGAGUAUGAUAAAGAAAGUUGUAUCAUCAAAGAAGGCGAUGUGGGCUCCCUGGUUUAUGUCAUGGAAGAUGGCAAGGUGGAGGUGACCAAGGAGGGGAUGAAACUCUGCACCAUGGGACCGGGGAAAGUGUUCGGAGAGCUCGCCAUCCUCUACAACUGCACCAGGACUGCUACGGUACAGACCCUCACAAAUGUGAAGUUAUGGGCCAUCGACCGCCAGUGUUUCCAGACCAUCAUGAUGAGGACCGGACUCAUCAAGCAUGCAGAGUACACAGAGUUCCUGAAGAGCGUUCCGACAUUCCAAGGCCUUUCAGAAGAAAUACUCAGCAAGCUAGCGGAUGUGCUGGAGGAGACUCACUACAGUGAUGGAGAGUACAUUAUUAGACAAGGUGCCAGAGGGGACACAUUCUUUAUCAUUAGCAAAGGAAAGGUGAACGUAACUCGAGAAGAUCCACCCAAUGGGACCCCUGUCUAUCUUCGGGCAUUAGGGAAAGGAGACUGGUUUGGAGAAAAAGCCCUUCAAGGAGAAGACAUCAGGACGGCUAAUGUCGUCUCCGCUGAAGCUGUCACCUGCCUCGUCAUCGACAGAGAUUCUUUCAAACACUUGAUCGGAGGCCUGGACGACGUCUCAAGCAAAGGCUAUGAUGAUGCUGGCACCAAAGCAAAAUACGAGGCGGAGAAUGCCUUCUUCUCCAACCUGAAGCUGGUGGACUUCAACAUCAUCGACACCUUGGGAGUUGGAGGAUUCGGAAGAGUUGAGCUGGUACAGCUCAAGAGUGAAGAGACCAAAACAUUUGCAAUGAAGAUUCUGAAAAAGCGUCACAUCGUGGAUACGCGGCAACAGGAGCACAUCCGCUCUGAGAAACAGAUCAUGCAGGAGGCUCAUUCAGACUUCAUUGUAAGGUUGUACAGAACUUUCAAAGACAGCAAAUAUCUGUACAUGUUGAUGGAAGCCUGUCUUGGAGGAGAGCUUUGGACCAUUCUUAGAGACAGAGGAUCAUUUGAAGACUCAACUACACGGUUUUAUACAGCCUGUGUGGUCGAAGCAUUUGCUUACCUGCAUUCCAAGGGAAUAAUCUACCGAGAUUUAAAGCCAGAAAAUCUCAUUCUGGAUCAUAGAGGAUAUGCUAAGCUUGUGGACUUUGGCUUUGCUAAAAAGAUUGGAUUUGGGAAAAAAACAUGGACUUUCUGUGGAACGCCGGAGUAUGUAGCCCCAGAGAUCAUUCUUAAUAAAGGCCAUGACAUCUCAGCAGACUACUGGUCAUUGGGAAUUCUUAUGUAUGAACUCUUGACUGGAAGCCCACCAUUCUCAGGACCAGAUCCAAUGAAGACAUAUAAUAUAAUUUUAAGAGGAAUCGACAUGAUAGAAUUUCCAAAGAAGAUCACCAAAAAUGCAGGCAAUCUAAUUAAAAAACUAUGCAGGGACAAUCCGUCUGAGAGGCUAGGAAACUUGAAAAAUGGAGUCAAAGAUAUCCAAAAACACAAAUGGUUUGAAGGCUUUAACUGGGAAGGCCUGCGCAAAGGAACUCUCGUACCUCCAAUUAUUCCUGAUGUUGCAAGCCCGACUGACACCAGUAACUUUGAUAGCUUUCCUGAGGACAACGAGGACCCUCCCCCAGAUGACAAUUCCGGCUGGGACACUGAUUUCUAAAACUGAAACUCGUAACAUGCCCCGCCCUGGAGCGUCCCGUGCGAUUCGUCAGCCUGAGGGUUGGAUCGAAGAGGAGAUUGGAAGACGCCUAGCCCAGCUCUGUGACACCAAGUUGCCUUCGCCCAUGCUUCUGUCCUGCGGUGCCACUGGGGGCGUCCCAGCUCCCCGCCGCAACCCA
Molecule: messenger RNA, 2545 nt
Organism: Rhinichthys klamathensis goyatoka
Lineage: Eukaryota; Metazoa; Chordata; Actinopteri; Cypriniformes; Leuciscidae
Gene: prkg1b
Product: protein kinase cGMP-dependent 1b
Exons: 18
Coding region: 313-2367 (684 amino acids)
Biological process (GO): protein phosphorylation
Molecular function (GO): cGMP-dependent protein kinase activity; ATP binding
Source: RefSeq, a predicted model, not a curated record